Messenger RNA from Drosophila persimilis, 3785 nucleotides. It is a transcript of the gene Ddr, whose product is annotated as discoidin domain-containing receptor 2. The record is from RefSeq and is a predicted model, not a curated record. NCBI's taxonomy places the organism in Eukaryota, Metazoa, Arthropoda, Insecta, Diptera, Drosophilidae. Gene Ontology annotation, cellular component: signaling receptor complex. Gene Ontology annotation, biological process: positive regulation of kinase activity; cell surface receptor protein tyrosine kinase signaling pathway; protein phosphorylation. The transcript has 17 exons. Bases 338 to 3706 code for a protein of 1122 amino acids. Gene Ontology annotation, molecular function: collagen binding; ATP binding; protein tyrosine kinase collagen receptor activity.
AACGUGUCGCGCAAUUGGCGUCGCAAUUUUCUGGCCAUCCUAUCGACGGCAAUCGUUCCAUCGUCCCAUCGGCUGUCGGUUAUCGUAAAUCGCAAAUCGUUUCGCGUUCGGGUGUGUAUGUGUGUGCGCGAGGAACAGGUGUGGAAGGAGGUGUGAUGGAGCCUCAAUCCAUAUGCAACAGUCUAACCAAAAGUAUAUCCAUCUAAGGAGAGGAUCUCCCCCCUAAAACAGAGUGUAAAAUGUAGCUGCAAAAUACGUGAGGAAUUACUCAAAGGAACAGGAACACCGAAAGGGAACGAUAGAAAACCAGCGAGAAUAAAACGAAACGAAAAUCAAAAUGCCAGCAAUAAAAUUACAACAAUUGAAUUCAAUUUAUUCACACGAAGGAAAGGAGAAGGCAGUACCAGGACCUCCGCGACCUGGACUUGGACCUGGACACCGAUACAACGCCUUCUGGUGCCACUGGUGCUGGCAUUUUGCAACAAAUUAUUUAAAAAGUUAUUGCCACAUUAAGCGUCAUGGUGUUAAUAACAAUAAAACUUUAUGUUGGCUGACACUGACUUUGAUUUUAUUGAGCACACGAACGGCAAUUGGCAUCGGAGCUGCCACUGCCACUGCCACGGAAGGAGCGGCAGGGGUAGCCGUAGCAGCACCAGCUGUUGGCGGUGCCCCAUCAGGAAGCGUGGCAGCAUUGGAGAUUGGAACCUGCAAGCAACCGUUGGGCAUGGAAUCUGGCGCCAUUGCCGAUUUUCAAAUAAGCGCCAGCUCGGCCCACGAUAUGGGAAAUGUGGGGCCACAGCAUGCCAGACUCAAGGUGGAUAAUAACGGCGGGGCCUGGUGUCCCAAGCAUAUGGUGUCGCGUGGUCUCCAGGAGUAUCUACAGAUCGAUCUGCUGCAGGUGCAUCUGGUGAGCGCCAUACGCACUCAGGGCCGCUUCGGCAAAGGUCAGGGCCAGGAGUACACCGAGGCCUAUGUGCUGGAAUACUGGCGGCCGGGCUUUGAGAAAUGGAUACGCUGGAAGAGCAGUCAAGGGAAAGAGGUCUUACCCGGGAAUAUAAACACCUACAGCGAGGUGGAGAACGUGCUGCAGCCGAGCAUCUUUGCAUCGAAGGUGCGCAUCUAUCCCUACAGCCAGUACGAUCGGACGGUCUGUCUGCGCGCCGAGAUCGUCGGCUGUGCCUGGGAAGAGGGCAUCGUCGCGUACAGCAUUCCCAAGGGCAUGCAGCGGGGCAUGGAAAUCGAUCUGUCGGACAAGACCUACGAUGGCCAUGAGGAGGCCGAUCGCUAUGUGAACGGUCUCGGCCAACUGGUGGACGGACAGCGGGGAAAGGACAACUUUCGCAAUGAUAUCAAUGGCUUUGGCAAAGGUUAUGAAUGGAUUGGCUGGCGGAAUGACACUCUCUUGGGCCGCCCGGUGGAGAUCACAUUUGAGUUUGAGACUGUACGAAACUUCAGUGCUGUCAUUAUACACACGAAUAAUAUGUUCUCCAAAGAUGUUCAGGUGUUUGUCCAUGCCAAAGUCUUCUUCAGCAUCGGGGGACGACAGUUUGGCGGGGAGCCCGUACAAUUCUCGUAUAUGCCGGACCUGGUGCUGGAUCAUGCACGCGACGUGACAAUCAAAUUACAUCAUCGCCUGGGGCGUUAUCUGCAGUUGCAUUUGUAUUUCGCCGCCCGCUGGAUGAUGCUCAGCGAGAUUACGUUUAUAUCAGUGCCCGUGGUCGGCAAUUUCACGGAUGAGGGCCUGCUCAAUGGCAUCAGACAGCCGUCGGACACAUCGGAGUAUCCGCUGCAGCGCGAUGAAGUCGGCCGAGCGGUCAGCAGCGGCGAAAGGAGCCAACAUACCACCCAAGUCAUCUCUCCGAAACCCAUUGACCAUCAGGAAGUGGAAGCGGCUGGUUUUGUUGGCGUCAUAAUCACAGUCCUGGCAACAAUUAUUCUCCUGCUUGUCGCCAUUAUAUUGCUGAUUGUGGCACGGAACAAGCGCGGACGUGGCAGGGGCAACGUUUUGGAUGCAUUUCAGCAUAAUUUCAACCCGGACACGCUCGGUGGCAUCGAUAAGCGACUCUGCCACACCGGCAACGGCAAUGUCCUAAAGGUGGUCACAACAAUGGAUGACAAUGAGUCGUCCAUUGACAAGAACAGUCUGUACCAUGAGCCCUUCAAUGUGAACAUGUACACCAGUGCGGCCAGUGGAUGCUCCAUGAAUGACCUGCAGCGUCAGCAUGUAACGCCGGACUAUACAGAUGUACCGGACAUCGUGUGCCAGGACUAUGCGGUGCCGCACAUGCAGCAGCUGCUGCCCAAUGGUGCACCUCCUCCGCCUCCGCCUCCUGCUGUCGCUGCCAUUCCCGGCAGCAAUGGACCCUCCGCCGGCAUCGUCGUAACCACCAGUGCACGCAACUCUCUUAAUGCUGCCACGCUACCGCUGCCCCUGCCCCUGCCAGUGCCAGUACCCAUGCCCGUGGCAUUGCCUGGUGGAACCCUGCCGUUGCUGCCACCGCCGCCGCCUGUGCCACCGCCGCCGGAGAAAUAUUAUGCAGCCACACCAAUUUGCAGCAAACCCAUGUCCGUGCCGCCACCGGGCUCCCAGAGCAGUGGCUCGUUGAGUCUCAGCUCCUCGACAACGGCAGCGACCACGCCUACGGGCAUCAGUGGCGGCGGGGGAGUGGGCACCAUUGUGGGUGGCGCUGGAGGUGGAGGUGGAGGUGGCUGUGGCAUCAAACCGCAUCAUUACAAUUUGGAUAUGAGCGCUAAUUUCGCCGACAUUAACGAAGAGCAGGCCAAUUGCCAAGUGCAGGAGUUUCCACGUCAGUCCCUGGUCAUCGUCGAGAAACUGGGCUCCGGCGUGUUCGGGGAACUGCAUUUGUGCGAAACAAAUGUCCUGAACGCCACUCUGGUGGCCGUGGCCACACUCCGCCCUGGAGCCAGCGAUCAUCUGCGCAAGGAGUUCCGCUGCAAGGCCAAACAGCUGGCGCGUCUUUCGGAUCCGAAUGUGGCACGAUUGGUGGGUGCCUGUCUGCGAGACGAGCCCAUCUGCAUUGUGCAGGACUAUUCGAAUUGUCUGGGCGACUUGAAUCAGUUCCUGCAAGAGCAUGUGGCCGAAACCAGCGGACUGAUGGCCAACAAGAGUCUGAGCUAUGGCUGCUUAGUGUACAUUGCCACACAAAUUGCAUCGGGCAUGAAGCAUUUGGAGCAAAUGAAUUUCGUACAUCGGGAUCUGGCAACAAGGAGCUGCAUUAUUGGCCCCGAGCUAAGCGUCAAGGUCUGCUCUAUUGGCACUGUGAUAAAUCGAUCGGCCUACAUGUCGGACUAUUGCCAAUUGGAGGGCACCACUGGCAGGCAGACACAGCCAAUGCCCAUACGCUGGAUGUCCUGGGAGAGUGUGCUAUUGGGUAAAUUCACCACAAAAUCCGAUGUCUGGUCGUUUGCUGUGGCCCUUUGGGAGAUCUUAACAUUCGCGCGGGAACAGCCCUACGAGCAAAUGUCGGACGAGAAUGUUAUCGAGAACAUUGGGCACAUCUAUCAGGAUGACAAAAUGCAUGAACUGCUGCCAAUGCCCGUCAACUGUCCGCGAGAGAUUUACGAUCUCAUGUGCGAAUGCUGGCAGCGCAACGAGUCGAGUCGACCCAAUUUCCGGGAGAUACAUUUGUUUUUGCAGCGCAAGAAUCUAGGUUUUAAGCCCCACUCCCAGACGCUGAUGUAUUGAAAUCUGUAACAAAACAACAACAAAAAUGCAUACACACUAAAGAACUCGAAAACUAAAUGCAAUUUUUAGCACAUCAUAA